Messenger RNA from Cylicocyclus nassatus, 663 nucleotides. Lineage: Eukaryota; Metazoa; Nematoda; Chromadorea; Rhabditida; Strongylidae. The record is from the annotation of a GenBank genome assembly.
AUGUUGAAGGCCUUGCCUUCGUUAGUGCGAAAAAUGUCCAAUUCUGUUGGCGAGAAGGCGGGCAGAAUGAUAUGGAUUGAUUGCGAAAUGACUGGACUAGAUUUUGAGAAACAAACACUAGUUGAAAUAGCUACUAUAGUCACAGACAAGGAUCUCAAGAUCAUUGCUGAAGGUCCAGACGUAGUAAUACAUCAACCAGAAAAGGUGCUAGACACGAUGGAGGAGUGGUCAAGAGAUACGUUCACAAAGAAUGGGUUACUGAAACGGAUUCGAGAAAGUACCGUAUCUCUUUCAGAGGCAGAAGAAAUUGUGCUGAAGUUUUUGGAAAAGGAAACCGAAAAAGGAGAAUGCCCUUUGGCUGGAAACAGUGUGAGCGUCGAUAGAUGCUUCAUAAACAAGUAUAUGCCGCGUUUGGGUGAACAUCUGCAUUAUCGUACCAUUGAUGUAUCUACUGUGAAAGAGCUUGCAAGAAGAUGGUACCCGGACAAAUUUUCCAAGGCUCCGCGAAAAAAGUGCACUCAUCGUGCAUUAGAUGAUAUCCGUGAAAGCAUAGAGGAGCUUCAGUACUAUCGAUCUGCCGUUUUUCGUGAUCACUAAAUUGAGUAAAGCGAUCUUACAAGGAAUGGAUACUUGGUCGAAGUGGGGUUUCGAUAAAAAAUGCAC